Molecule: messenger RNA, 870 nt
Organism: Myiozetetes cayanensis
Lineage: Eukaryota; Metazoa; Chordata; Aves; Passeriformes; Tyrannidae
Product: erythroblast NAD(P)(+)--arginine ADP-ribosyltransferase-like
Exons: 2
Coding region: 1-870 (289 amino acids)
Molecular function (GO): NAD+-protein-arginine ADP-ribosyltransferase activity; NAD+ poly-ADP-ribosyltransferase activity
Source: RefSeq, a predicted model, not a curated record
AUGGAGCUCCUGCCACUGCUGCUGGUGCUGCUGGCUGUGACCCCAGCCACUGGCAUCCCCCUGCGCUGGUCAGACCUUAACAGUGCCCUUAGGGAGAUUGAACUGAACAUGGCCCCCAACUCCUUCGAUGACCGGUACUUGCGCUGCCGCGGCAAAAUGGCGAAGGCGCUGAGGGCACUCAACCGCACUGAGUUUGCCACCAACAAUGACUACGCUGAGGCCUGGGGCAAGGCCACCGUCAAAUGGCACAGCCGCAAGUUUGUGGGGUCCCAGCUGCGGCCGGAACAGGCCAUUGCCCUCAUGGCGUACUCGAUGGAGGAGGGCCUGUAUGCGGAGUUCAACAAGGCCGUGCGCAGCGCCGGGCGCUCCCGCCAAGAAUACCUGCGCAACUUCCCCUUCAAGGUGGUGCAUUUCCUCCUGAAUGAGGCCCUGGAAGUCCUGCGGAAUGAGGAGACCCACCCCCGCUGCCUCCAGGUGUACCGGGGUAUUGAAGGUAUCCGUUUCACCACUGAGCGUGGCCGGAUCAUUCGCUUUGGCCAGUUUGCCUCCAGCUCCCUGCUGAGAAACGUCAGUGACUCCUAUGGCACUGACACAACAUUUGAGGUGUACACCUGCCAUGGCGCCAACAUCCGAAACUUCUCCAACUACCCUGAGGAGGAGGAAGUUCUCAUCCCGCCCUUUGAGACCUUUAACGUCACCAGUAUCACCCACCAAGGGGCCAAAACCCACAUCCAGCUCCACUCCCACGGCGUGUACAGCAAAUUCAACUGCGCGUGGCUCCGAGGCAGCAGCAUCCACAGGGAACCCCCAAGCCUCACUGGGCUCCUCCUGGCAGCCCUGGCCCUGGCAGUGGCCACUGGCACCCCCUGA